This is a messenger RNA of Acromyrmex echinatior (Panamanian leafcutter ant), 5082 nucleotides long. RefSeq lists its product as uncharacterized. Lineage: Eukaryota; Metazoa; Arthropoda; Insecta; Hymenoptera; Formicidae. The record is from RefSeq and is a predicted model, not a curated record. Gene Ontology annotation, biological process: regulation of transcription by RNA polymerase II. Gene Ontology annotation, molecular function: RNA polymerase II cis-regulatory region sequence-specific DNA binding; DNA-binding transcription factor activity, RNA polymerase II-specific.
CUCUCUCUCCGCCCUCAUCCUCGUGGUCCUCCGUGGCGAGCACGCGCGCGCGUCAACGCGUUAACGGGAGUGCGCGCUGUCACCGUCGAGAAACGUCAUUUCGCGGAUCUUGUGGCGGUCGACCACGAUCGGCGUAUUCGAUCGUUCGCGAACGCGCGCGCGCGCGCGCGUUUUAUCCUUCCCGAAUCCUGCUGGAAUCGCCUUCCUCUCGUCUCGUAUCUCGUGAAAAUUUAAUUACGUUGGAAAAACCGUACGUUCGAGAUUUGUCGCGAGUGCCGGCUAAGCUGACGAAAGUGUUUUGUCGACAGGUGAAAGGGUUUCCUUUGGAAAGAAAAACAAAGAAAAUUAUCGAGGAAAAUUAUUAAAGGAAAAGGAAAUUAUAAAGGCCCCAUCGAUCGACGCGAUGACGAUUUCUUGCAGGAGGAACAUUUUCCUCACGGAAGUAUCUGAUUAUAAUCGAUCUUCCACUUGAACGUCGCACUGUGCCCGAACGGAUCAAACUACAUAGUUUCGAACUUAUUCAAUGUCUCCGUUUGGGAAACGCGUUCUCGUCGCGAGAACUCGUCUAGAGUAUCGUCAGUGACUCGUGUUUUAAUUUCGAAAUCGGAGUCGAAUGCUUCUCCCUGCUCGCUUUAGUGCUCCUCGACAGCGGCGCGUUGGCGGCGUCGGCGACGACGGCAACGACGACGACGUCGCCGAUCGGAGUACUCUCUUUCUAUCGAGAAAAAAAUAACUUGGACUAAUAGUGAGAACGCGUCUAUUUUUUUACAGGACGCGAUGCUCGCAACGACAUUCGACGAGCACUCGGCAGCCUGGUGCGGGAUAGUGUUUUGCGCACGGAAUUCCUUGGAUUCGACGCGCGGGACGUCAACGCGGUUCCGAUGUACGUGAUUUGUCGUGAUCGCCGAGUAUCAUCGGAUAUCGCGAAUCGAAGUGACAUUAAGUGAAAGCCAGCCGUGCGCGAGAUAAUGAUGUUCCGUUUUUUAUCACGGUCCAUCCGGAGAAAGGGCGGAUCCAGAAUUUAAAAAGGAAGAAUCCGUCGACAUUACCUCGAAAGCCAGUGGGAAUUCUUAACGAAUCAUAGAUUGGAUGAUACUUGGAAAAUUAAACCCUCGGAGAACAACCGGAGAUUCUUCUCUGCUCCUCCGCGGAAGAUGGUUAUAGUACCGCCGCGCUGUCGUCCUCUACCUCGAUCGACCUGAAGAGAAGGACGAAAGAUCUAAAUAAAUAAUCGAAGAAGGAGGGAUCCGAGGAUCCGCGAAUCGAUCCUCUCAGCCGUCGGCCGGUGAAUAUCACGGCGCGAGCGGCAACGGUCGUGGGUUGGAUGGUGCCGCGAGGAUUAAUCCUCGGCAGGACGACGACACGGGAGCCGGAGCCGGAGCCGGAGCCGGAGCCGGAGCCGGAACAGCUACGCUUUUACGACUCUCCGCCGCCACGGAUGGACGCGAGCGUGUGCUGUCUGCCCGCCGGUGCCGCGGCCACCACGGGGGUUACGCAGCACCCUCAUCCGGCGUCUCUACCCGGUUUACCGUCCGCCGUCGGCAUCCAGCCGCCGACGAUCCAGCCGUCCUACGCCGCUCAGUACGCCGCCGAUCAGAUAGUGCCCGAUCGGGCCCAACCCGACGGACCCCUCGCGACGGUACUCGGAUGCAACGCUCAGGACAGCUGGCAGCAGAUCUCGUCGACGGCGUCCACCGGGAUCACCGGAAUCACCGGAGCCGUCACCGCCACUACCACCGCCUACAUCGACUACUCGUGGCUUCAGAUGCAGCAGACGUCGGACCUGGACACUUUGCUGUGCAGGCAGGAUCUCGAUCGUUUGCAAAGGUUGGACGAGGAUGAAUCGGACGCGAGAGAUGCGCGGGAGCCGUCCGUGCACAUGGAGGACUUCUUCGAGGUCAGCGGACCUACGGCGGUGUGCCGACCACCGCAGGCCAGUUUCGUUUCCUCCAGGAGUCAGCCGGCGGGCGCCGGUCAGGACGACGACGUCUUCCUCAGGCCGCCGCUCUGGGAGGAUAUCACGUCGAGUAUCCAAAAGUUGGAUCCGGAAAACGCGGAUAUGUUGGGCUCGCAGUCUCACAUAAAAAUGGAGACUGACGAUGUGACACCGCCGCCAGUUCUCUCCCCGGUGGAGAUCAAGACGGAACCGUUACCGCCACCGCCGACCUUGCAUCUUCUCGAGGGACCGGCCACAAAUCCCUCACAGAAUCCCUUUCCAAAUCCCUCUAGUGUUCAGCACGUCGUACACCAUCGGACGACGACGUCAACAACGGCGACAACGGCGGCGCUUUUCAAGAGCUUUCCCAACAGCAACAAUAAUAAUAAUAAUAAUAACAACAACAGCAGGACUGUUAAUAGUAAUAACACGAGCGCGAGUAAUCCCGGUAGCAAUAACGAUAACGGCAAUGGCGGCAAUAGCAACAACAACAGCAACAACAACGGCGGUAGCAAUAGUGAUUCGUCAACGACCAGUCAUCAUCAGCCGAGCGGCAACGCGACAUCGCCGCUCUACAGCUCGAUGACGAGGCUGAUGUAUAUUUCGCCGCUGACGCCACCGAUCUCCGAUCCCAGCUCACCCAUCGGCGCCGGUCCACCUAGGCGAACACCGCCACCCCCGUAUCCUCAGCCGGGCCCGAUUCUGAAUCCGGCUCACAGGAUCCAACCGCCGUCGAUGUCGACCAAGUUCAACAGGCGGAAUAACCCGGAAUUAGAGAAACGCCGGGUGCACCACUGCGACUUCAUAGGUUGUACGAAAGUCUACACAAAGAGUUCGCACCUGAAGGCCCAUCAGCGGAUACACACGGGCGAGAAACCGUAUCAGUGUCAAUGGCCGGAAUGCGAGUGGCGAUUCGCCAGGAGCGACGAAUUGACGCGGCAUUACCGCAAGCACACCGGGGCUAAGCCCUUUAAAUGCGCGGUUUGCGAGCGCUCCUUCGCCAGGAGCGAUCAUCUCGCGCUGCACAUGAAGCGGCAUCUCCCGAAGCAACACACCAAGUGAAGAGAGUACGUGGACAGAGAGAGAGAGAGAGAGAGAGAGAGAGAGAGAGAGAGAUCCUCUCUUUACUUCCCGUUCAUUCUCGACUACCUGUGUUGGACGCGCGCUGCGUGGUUUUCGCCAUUCAGGCUUCGAGGCGCGGAGCUUUACGAAACUGUUAGUUGGAGAACAUCGAGAGUUUAGAACCGUGUAGAAAUUAUUAAGAAAAAAAAAAACUGUUUAUCGUCACAAAUAUUAUCGUAAUUUCUAAAUGGAGCGAUAUCUAUGACAUUGUAUUGCAAAUAUGUAUAUUCUGCGUUCAGCAGAAAAAGCAGGUUUGCAAUUAUUGUAAGAUUCUUCGACAUUGAUUGAUAUGGAUUUAGAUCUAAUGAGGAACCAAGGGAAAAAUCAAUUAUAUUAGAGAAUUUUACAAUAAUUGUGAAACUGAUUUUUCUUCCGAAUGCAGCCAUUGCAUGUAUUUACAUUUUUACAUUUCUUUCCAUACGUCAUUCCGUUUUUGUCACAAAAAGAGAGUCACGAAUUUAGCGGAUCUUUUCAAAUUGACUUUCGAUCCGCGGAGGCACCUUCGACUCACGUUCGUUUACGCAAUCAUCGAUGCAAUUGAAUUCGCUGCAUCGUCCUCGAUAUAUAUGAUUAUUCCGCUAUAGUUUCGGCUAUAGGCCCGAUCGUCGAUCCCGAUUCGCAAUAUACAUAUCAGGGAAGUAUUUCGAAGCGUCUCGAACGAAGCCAUCUCGGCUCGAUCGCUUCGGUUACGCUCACUACUGUUCGGUUAAGCAGUCAUGAUGAAAUACAUCCUCGGUGUGGGUGGUGAUCGCGAGGAAAUAUUUCAUCAUAGUACUGUAUACUCACUCACGGAUCGAGUGAGGGAUAAUACAAUCCCCGUUCUUCUUAGUUAACUAUAGCGUAACUUCACACCGACGGAUGGGCCCGAGUCUAUGCGAAGAGAAGUGAAGCCAAUGCUCUUGGAAAGUAAAAGCGAAAACACGCGUCUUAAAAAAGGCAGGUUCUUUAUUACCAAUCUUUUACAUUCAUUUCCAAACGUUUACCUUUGAUACUUUAUCGAAAUAUUUGCAUUCGCGGAUAAUAAGAAUUUUUUCAUUCCCAUGCACGUGUUUCUCCCUCACAAUCUUUUCUACAUAUUCUUAUUUACUUAAAAAAUUCAAUCACAUACUUGUCGCACAAACGGCAGCUCCGCUAUCGUCAUUCAUAUAUUUUUUGAAGCUGUACACGAGUCGUCAUCUCAUGACGCCGUCGAGUCCCUCGAGAAAUGAUUUGCCAGAUUAAAGCAACGCUAUCUCGAAAUUAUCGCUAUCUCGAAGCUGGCUGCGACUCGAGAUAUCCUGUUUGAUGUGUAAACGAUCGUGCUUAAGAGUCGAAGAAGCUUAAUCCGCGUCUCGCGCCGCGCGCAUCAUCAUUUCGAUAGUCGUCGCUAACGCGAAAUUCGCCCCGAUAUUUGCCGAACCUCCUUGAUAGCAGAAACAGAUAGAUAGAAGAGCGAGUAUCACGCUUUGCCGUUAUCACGUUCGUAUGUGAGAAACGACACGAUAUCGUGAUGCCUUAUGUACAAAUUCGCGUAGUCUUGAAGAGAUAAGAUGUCUUAUAGCGGUCGAUGUGCGCGUGCACGUGUAUGUAUGUGUGGGCGAAUGUUGCGUCCGUGUGUUAUAUGCGAGUGUGUAUUUAUAUGCGUAUUCUACACGCGCGGUAGUCUAUAUGUAUGCGCUUGUGUAUACGUGUAAAAAAAAAAAUACAAGAAAAAGCAGAAGAUACGCAUCUGAUAGCCAUGUAGCUAGUGUAAUAUUAUCUGUAUAUUACGCGAAGCGAUGGGCCGGGAAUAAUUCGUUCUCACGCGUGCUCCGAUCGAUUCGAUCCGAUCCAUCGCUCGUUGUUCACCGUGCUUCGCACAAAAGGCGUGUGUGCAUGUAUGUACACCCUUUCGCGUCUAAAACCAUGCGCUCUGCGGCAAAAAUGCAAGAGACGAAAUUUGUAGCGAUAGUCAGGGAUGGAUUCACGUGGGAGACAAUGAAUUCUUUUAAGCUUUUGAUCUUGUAAAUUGCUGCCCGGAAAAAAAUGUUGUGCGUUGUGUAUAC